AUGGUCCAAUUUCACGAGCACAUAAUCGCCGACCUCCUCGAAAACCCACCCAACGGCUCCGGCCUGGUGAUCCUCUCCUCCGGCCUCUCCCUUCCCAAACUCAUCGCCUCCCUUCUCCUCCUCCACACUCCCUCCCAAGGCACCCUCCUCGUCCUCUCCUCCUCCUCCUCCUUCAAAUCCCAACUCCUCCACCACUUCCACCCCAACCCCAUCUCCGAAAUCACCGCCGACCUCCCCGCCCCCCACCGCGCCUCCCUCUACUCCUCCGGCCGCCCCUUCUUCAACCCCCGCAUCCUCAUCGUCGAUCUCCUCACCUCCCGCCUCCCCUCCUCCCUCAUCGCCGGCCUCCUCCUCCCCGCCGCCCACUCCCUCUCCGAAACCUCCACCGAGGCCUUCAUCGUCCGCAUCUUCCGCUCCCUCAACACCACCGCCUUCGUCCGCGCCUUCUCCGACAAGCCCCACGCCAUGGUCUCCGGCUUCGCCAAGGCCGAGCGGACCUUGAAGUGCCUCUUCCUCAGGAAGCUCCAUCUCUGGCCGAGGUUCCACGUGGGAGUCUCCGCCGAGCUGGAGAGCCACGCGCCGGAGGUGGUGGAUAUUAGGGUUCCGAUGACGAAGCACAUGCUGGGGAUCCAGAAGGCUAUUAUUGAGGUCAUGGAUGCUUGCUUGAAGGAGAUGAGGAAGACGAACAAAGUCGAUGUGGAGGAUCUGACGGUGGAGAAUGAGUCGAGUUAUAAGAUAUUUGAGUAUGCAAAGAAAAGGGUUUAUCGUUUUGUGACAUCCAGUGGGGUGAAUGUGAGUGAGCAGAGUAAGAGUUCGAAAGGCAAGAAGAGGAAACUGAAGGGGGAUGAUGAUAAAGAGCAAGAUGUUGGUGGCACUUCAACGACCAGUGUAGUUCUGGAUGAAGUUUUAGAGGAGGCACCAAAGUGGAAGGUCUUACGUGAGGUUCUAGAAGAAAUAGAAGAAGAAAGACAAAAACAUGCUUCAUCAAGAGAAGAUCAUCUGGUUGAAGAUAAUGUAGAAGGUAGUGACAUUAUUCUAGUGGCAUGUAAAGAUGAACGAUCAUGCAUGCAGCUUGAGGAUCUCAUCAAUAAUGGUCCACAAAAGGUAAUGCGGGAAGAAUGGGAAAAUUACUUGUUGGGCAAGGGAGAACUGCGUGACUUGCAUACACGUUUUAAAAAGAAACCAAAGAAAGCCAAAGGUUUUGGGAUUCUUGAUGGAGUUGUUCAUACGACUGCCCCCCAGAGUACAGAAGCUAGCAGCAUAAACAAGCAGGAACAUGAUGCUCUUUUGGCUGCAGCAUCUGCGAUUAAUAAUCGAGCUAAAAAAGAAGAUGCUAUUGGAGAUGAUCCCCAGCGUAUUGUCAGUGGCCGAGGACAUGGAAAGGGAAAGGGAAAAGAGGUUCCAGCGAAGUCUCCACUGAAUGCAGAAGCUAGCGGUGUAGACAAGCAGGAACCUGCCUCUGGAUCAGAAGGUGACCCUGUAGGUGAAGGGUUUUUGAGGAAGCAUACUGAACAGCUUCAUUCUACCGCAUUGAAAAUUGCUAAGCCACUACCUCCAGUGCACUUUUAUGCUCUUGAAAGUGGUCAACCUAUACUUGACAUUUUGAGACCCUCUACUAUUGUUGUUUACCACCCAGAUAUGACUUUUGUCAGGGAAAUUGAAGUCUAUAAAGCUGAGAAUCCCUCAAAGAAGUUGAAAGUAUAUUUUCUUUUCUAUGAAGAUUCUUCUGAGGGUCAAAAGUUUGAGGCAAGCAUUAGAAGGGAAAAUGGAGCCUUUGAAUCUUUGAUUAGGCAGAAGUCACUGAUGAUGAUACCAGUUGAUCAGGAUGGAAACUGCAUGGGAUCAAGUUCUUCUCUAGAACCUGAGGUGUCAUCCCAAAACUCCAUAACUAGAAAAGCGGGGGGAAGACGGGAGGUUGAGAAACAAAUGCAGGUCAUAGUGGACAUGAGGGAGUUCAUGAGCAGCCUUCCAAAUGUUCUCCACCAGAAGGGCAUGCGCAUAAUACCUGUGACCUUGGAAGUUGGAGAUUAUAUCCUUUCUCCAUUAAUAUGUGUGGAGAGAAAGAGUAUUCAAGAUCUUUUUAUGAGCUUCACAUCAGGCCGUCUUUAUAACCAAGUAGAAACUAUGGUGCGGUACUAUAGAAUACCUGUCCUCCUGAUUGAAUUUUCACAAGACAAAAGCUUCUCAUUUCAGUCUGCAAGUGAUAUUGGGGAUGAUGUCACACCAAAUAGUAUUAUUUCUAAGCUGUCGUUGCUUGUUCUACAUUUCCCUCGUCUACGAAUCAUCUGGUCUCGCAGUCUGCAUGCUACUGCUGAAAUCUUUGCUACUCUCAAGGCAAAUCAGGAUGAACCUGACGAGACAAAAGCAACUAGAGUUGGUGUACCCUCUGAAGAUGGGAUCAUAGAAGAUGACGUGAGGGCUGAAAAUUACAAUACAUCUGCCGUGGAGUUCUUGAGACGACUCCCAGGUGUGACAGAUUCGAAUUACAGGUCAAUAAUGGAUGGUUGCAAGAGUUUGGCAGAACUUGCUCUGAUGCCAGUGGAGAGGCUAGCCGAAUUAAUGGGUGGUCAUAAAGCAGCUCGGACGUUGAGAGAGUUCCUUGAUGCCAAGUAUCCAACCCUGUUAUAAAAGUUCCCUCAGACCAUUGCAAUUGUACGGUUAGAGCUCAGAACGUAAUAAGUAGCACCAUUUAUCGAUUGAGGAAUUUUGCCUAGCAUUUUCCAUUGUGUCAUUCAUUGUAAUUUAUAAAAUCGAACAAAGUUGCUUCGACAUAUGCCAUUGGCAAUCCAUUUAUUU
Messenger RNA from Fragaria vesca subsp. vesca, 2796 nucleotides. Its product is annotated as DNA repair endonuclease UVH1-like. Gene Ontology annotation, cellular component: nucleotide-excision repair factor 1 complex. Gene Ontology annotation, biological process: resolution of meiotic recombination intermediates; nucleotide-excision repair involved in interstrand cross-link repair; double-strand break repair via homologous recombination. Gene Ontology annotation, molecular function: single-stranded DNA endonuclease activity; single-stranded DNA binding; damaged DNA binding. NCBI's taxonomy places the organism in Eukaryota, Viridiplantae, Streptophyta, Magnoliopsida, Rosales, Rosaceae. The record is from RefSeq and is a predicted model, not a curated record.